Molecule: messenger RNA, 546 nt
Organism: Dacryopinax primogenitus
Lineage: Eukaryota; Fungi; Basidiomycota; Dacrymycetes; Dacrymycetales; Dacrymycetaceae
Exons: 2
Coding region: 1-546 (181 amino acids)
Source: RefSeq, a predicted model, not a curated record
AUGCAUGUUCUUGUAGUCGGUGCCUCUGGACGCACUGGCUCUUUGGCCGUCGCCGAAGCUCUGAAACGUGGAGAUCGCGUCACAGCGCUUGUCCGCAACCCAGACACUUUCACUCCGGCCGACGUCGAUCUUACCAGCGCCCUCCUUCGGGUGAUCAAAGGCACCCCGCUAGAUCAGGGAGAUGUACACAAAGCAUUCUUGGGCGACAAAGUCGACGGCGUAGUCGUCGCCUUGAACAGCACUCGAUCCAGCGACGUGCCUUGGACCAAGCCAACAAGCUCCACUGACAUGAUUGCGAAUGCUGUCAAUAUCCUUCUAUCGGAGAUGCUGCUUGCUGGAACCACUCGCAUAUCUCUAGUCUCAUCCUGGAGCGUGGGCUCUUCAUGCUCAACCGCGCCACUGCCAAUCCGCUUCGUCAUGAUGCACACGAAUCUGAACUACACUUACCAGGCGUUGACCUUGGCAGAGGAGACGCUCUUCCACGCUGCGCCGGACAUUCAAUGGACCAUUGCAAGACCUUCGGCGUUAACAAAUGGGAAACCCUAG